Messenger RNA from Miscanthus lutarioriparius, 1254 nucleotides. NCBI's taxonomy places the organism in Eukaryota, Viridiplantae, Streptophyta, Magnoliopsida, Poales, Poaceae. The record is from the annotation of a GenBank genome assembly.
AUGGGUUUCUUCUCAUUGUUUCUUGUGGCUUCUAUGCCAGUCGUCCAGGUCCUGCUCAUAGGUGCCAUUGGAGCUUUCCUGGCUUCCGGUUUCAGCAACGUUCUGACGACCAGUGCUCGAAGGGAUAUGAACAAGGUUGUUUUUACUGUAUUCACCCCAUGUUUGAUGUUCGCCAGCCUCGCGAAGACGGUCACGCUCGCGGACGUCAUUUCUUGGUGGUUUAUGCCAGUUAAUAUAGGGAUCACGUUCAUGAUUGGUGGCACUCUGGGUUGGAUAGCUUGCAACAUCUUGAAGCCACCACAGCACUUUAGGGGCUUGAUCAUGGCCUUCUGCUCAGCAGGAAACCUUGGAAACCUGAUACUCAUAAUUGUCCCGGCUGUAUGCGACGAAGAUGGGAGCCCGUUUGGGAAAGAUCCAAGCAUUUGCCGCUCACGCGGUCUCUCGUACUCGUCCUUGUCCAUGGCUCUGGGUGGGAUUUUCAUAUGGACACACACGUACAGCCUCAUGCAGAAGUCAGGUAAGCUGUAUCACAAGAUGCAUUCCAAAAGCAUCCAGUGCCCAGCCGACAGCGACGAGGAGCAUUCAGCUGCCGACGCUGACGAGGAGGCACCUCUUCCGACGUCAAUUAAGCCUGGCGAGCACGAGCACGAGCACGGGGAAGAAAACCAAAUUGAGGCCCCUCUCUUGUCCUGUGAGAGCGAGGUCGCUGACAAGGGGUUCUGGACGAAUCUGAAGGACGCUGUCCACAAGUUCAUCGAGGAGCUGAUGGCGCCACCCACCAUAUCCGCAAUAAUUGGGUUUGUUGUUGGCCUGGUCCCAUGGCUAAAAUCCCUAAUCAUCGGUGACGGAGCUCCUUUUAAAGUUGUACAGGAUUCCCUCCAGCUGAUGGGCAAUGGCGCGAUUCCUUGCAUCACCCUCAUCCUAGGUGGAAACCUGACUCAAGGGCUUCGGAAGUCGGGGCUCAAGCGUAGGGUGAUCGUCACGAUCCUGUGCAUCCGCUUCGUGCUCCUCCCCCUGAUCGGGAUCGCCGUCGUCCACGCCGCGUACGGGCUCGGGUUCCUCUCUCGCGACCCGCUGUACCGCUACGUGCUGAUGGUGCAGUUCGCCGUGCCUCCUGCGAUGAACAUCGGAACCAUGGCUCAGCUGUUCGACGUUGGACAAGAGGAAUGCUCCGUGAUCUUUCUCUGGACGUACCUCGUUGCCGCGGUUGCGCUGACGACGUGGUCGACGAUCUUCAUGUCCAUUCUGUCUUGA